Messenger RNA from Salvia miltiorrhiza (redroot sage), 1841 nucleotides. Its product is annotated as ethylene-response factor C3-like. NCBI's taxonomy places the organism in Eukaryota, Viridiplantae, Streptophyta, Magnoliopsida, Lamiales, Lamiaceae. Gene Ontology annotation, biological process: regulation of DNA-templated transcription; ethylene-activated signaling pathway. The transcript has a single exon. The coding region runs from base 1180 to 1668 and encodes 162 amino acids. The record is from RefSeq and is a predicted model, not a curated record. Gene Ontology annotation, molecular function: DNA binding; DNA-binding transcription factor activity.
AAAAAAAGUUAAGGAAGUGGGCACUUUAAAUUUUUACUCUUAAAAGGGGUGGAAUUAACACAUAUUAUGGGGGUGGGUACUUUCCCCUAUUAACACAUAAUUUUAUGCAUUGAAAGUAUGGUAUUGGAAACACUUGAAUUUAAGAUAUUACUAAUGAUUUUGCUUCUUAAACUACUAAAAGCUUUAGAUUAUUUAAAUAAUUAUUUGAUGAUUGUUUUAUAAUUUAUGACAUUUUAUAGAUUAAAAUUAUGUAGUCACACAAUUAUAAAAGAUGAUCAUGUGUUAUGUUUAACUAGUUGAUAACAAAAAUCUUGAAAUUUUACUCUUUAAGAGGCUCUUUUUUUUUUGUUUACCUAGUUGAUAACAAAAAUCUUGAAAUUUUACUUUUUAAGAGGACCUUUUUUUGUUUUCGCCUAUGACCCCCAAAAUAUCAGGCGUAUAGCGGAAAUCGAAAACCACAUAUUUACUAGGGUGUGCACUGUGCAAUUCCAUUUAUGAUAGUAGAGUUUAAUUUAAAACCUCAUCAAGGAAGUGUUGUCUUACAUUAUUAAUUAGCUGCUGAAAUUCGAUUUAGAAAAUUUACGUUAACGUAUAAAGUUUCCGAAAUCAUAAAAAACCGUACGUUGACUAGUAAGGUAUCCCCAAUGAGACAGAAAUUGUUGUUUACAGCUAUAUAUUGAUGAAUAAAUUGGGAAACUACACAAGUAGGAGUAUAUAUUAACAUCUAGCAGCAUUAGUUUCUGGAAACUAAUUGAUGGGAGACAAAUUUUAAUUUAGCAUUAACUAUCUUUCAAAUUAUGACAUUUGUUUUUUUUUUUUUUUUGACUUGGGGGAGUUGGGGAGGGGGAGCAGUGAGAUUUGAACCCGUGACCUCACUGUUCACUUUAUUUUAAUAUAUAGGUCAAAAGUUUUUUUUUUAUUUUUUAUUUUUUGAUAUGACCUUUUGCAGCUUAUACUAGAUGGGAUGCACACAAAUUUCACUUUUACUAAGAAAAAAGAAGAAUUUCCCCACUUUUAUCAUGAGCCAAAAAUUUACAAGCUGUCCUAGAAUCUAGCUUCUCAUUAUUUAAAAUAAUCUGACCAUCAAGGCUUCAACCCACUUUUUUCUUUCACCCACUAUUAUUGCUACAUGUUUAAUUGUGCCAGCCAUAUAUUCAUAUUUCCACGCCAAAUUGGAAGAUGAAUGCUUGGCCUUUGAAACAAGAAGAAGAUCAAAGUCUGAUGUCAUUUGAAUUCUGUACAUCAGCCUCCAUUUCCCACCAUGGAAAUGGGAAGUACCCUAAAAUGGAAAAGAGAUACAUUGGAGUAAGAAAGAGGCCAUGGGGGAAAUAUGCAGCAGAAAUUAGGGAUUCGACGAGGCAUGGCAGGAGAGUUUGGCUGGGCACAUUCAAUACUGCAGAAGAGGCUGCUCUAGCUUAUGAUCAAGCAGCAUUUGCGACGCGAGGUGCCGUCGUUCCACUCAAUUUUCCCAUUGAGAGAGUGAUUGAAUCUCUUGAGAAAAUCAAUUAUAGGUGCGAGGAGGGCUCGUCGCCUGCAAAAGCCCUAAAGGAGUCGCACAAGAUGAUGAAGCAAACUAAGAAGCAUGCUAGACAACAGGAUGUUGUGGUUCUUCACGACUUGGGAUCUGAUUUGUUGGAUCAACUCUUGUCUCAGACUGAUUCAACAUAGACAUUAGACACUACUAUUAUGUCUUGUAAGUAUCCUUUUGCCGUUCUUUUUUUCUUCUUCAUUUUCGUUUAAACCCUUGAUCUCUAUCCAAUCAUCUCCGAGCUAGUUUAUCAAUUGAGAUAUACCCUUCGAAUACGUUACAAGUGAUCAAUUUAGCCUCAAAUUUAUCUGCU